AUGCCCUACAGACUAUGCAGCUUCUCACUGCUGGUGAAAGGGUUUGUCUGUAAAGGGGGAGAGUUGUUUUUCAGCUCUGAAGUGGAGGCAAUUGACUAUCACAUUGUGUACUCCUUCAGGCAGAGGAGUUUGAGACCAAGCGCCGGGCCCCGGGACCGGUUAAAUGACCAAGCGCCGGGCCCCGGGACCGGUGGAAGGACCAAGCGCCGGGCCCCGGGACCGGUGGAAGGACCAAGCGCCGGGCCCCGGGACCGGUGGAAGGACCAAGCGCCGGGCCCCGGGACCGGUGGAAGGACCAAGCGCCGGGCCCCGGGACCGGUGGAAGGACCAAGCGCCGGGCCCCGGGACCGGUGGAAGGACCAAGCGCCGGGCCCCGGGACCGGUGGAAGGACCAAGCGCCGGGCCCCGGGACCGGUGGAAGGACCAAGCGCCGGGCCCCGGGACCGGUGGAAGGACCAAGCGCCGGGCCCCGGGACCGGUGGAAGGACCAAGCGCCGGGCCCCGGGACCGGUGGAAGGACCAAGCGCCGGGCCCCGGGACCGGUGGAAGGACCAAGCGCCGGGCCCCGGGACCGGUGGAAGGACCAAGCGCCGGGCCCCGGGACCGGUGGAAGGACCAAGCGCCGGGCCCCGGGACCGGUGGAAGGACCAAGCGCCGGGCCCCGGGACCGGUGGAAGGACCAAGCGCCGGGCCCCGGGACCGGUGGAAGGACCAAGCGCCGGGCCCCGGGACCGGUGGAAGGACCAAGCGCCGGGCCCCGGGACCGGUGGAAGGACCAAGCGCCGGGCCCCGGGACCGGUGGAAGGACCAAGCGCCGGGCCCCGGGACCGGUGGAAGGACCAAGCGCCGGGCCCCGGGACCGGUGGAAGGACCAAGCGCCGGGCCCCGGGACCGGUGGAAGGACCAAGCGCCGGGCCCCGGGACCGGUGGAAGGACCAAGCGCCGGGCCCCGGGACCGGUGGAAGGACCAAGCGCCGGGCCCCGGGACCGGUGGAAGGACCAAGCGCCGGGCCCCGGGACCGGUGGAAGGACCAAGCGCCGGGCCCCGGGACCGGUGGAAGGACCAAGCGCCGGGCCCCGGGACCGGUGGAAGGACCAAGCGCCGGGCCCCGGGACCGGUGGAAGGACCAAGCGCCGGGCCCCGGGACCGGUGGAAGGACCAAGCGCCGGGCCCCGGGACCGGUGGAAGGACCAAGCGCCGGGCCCCGGGACCGGUGGAAGGACCAAGCGCCGGGCCCCGGGACCGGUGGAAGGACCAAGCGCCGGGCCCCGGGACCGGUGGAAGGACCAAGCGCCGGGCCCCGGGACCGGUGGAAGGACCAAGCGCCGGGCCCCGGGACCGGUGGAAGGACCAAGCGCCGGGCCCCGGGACCGGUGGAAGGACCAAGCGCCGGGCCCCGGGACCGGUGGAAGGACCAAGCGCCGGGCCCCGGGACCGGUGGAAGGACCAAGCGCCGGGCCCCGGGACCGGUGGAAGGACCAAGCGCCGGGCCCCGGGACCGGUGGAAGGACCAAGCGCCGGGCCCCGGGACCGGUGGAAGGACCAAGCGCCGGGCCCCGGGACCGGUGGAAGGACCAAGCGCCGGGCCCCGGCAGAUGUGGCUUGCCAGAGACCCAUGCUACCCAGGGCGGUUGUGGCCGCGACCGGGGAGCUGGGGCAGUAUUUGCGACUGGCCUGCAGGGCCUGGCCCGCCCCGCCUGCUCUGCUCUGUUGUGCAUUUGUGCGUGUGA
Messenger RNA from Pelodiscus sinensis (Chinese soft-shelled turtle), 1731 nucleotides. The record is from RefSeq and is a predicted model, not a curated record. Lineage: Eukaryota; Metazoa; Chordata; Testudines; Trionychidae.